AUGGUUGGAUGUUAUGAGUAUACGGCGUGGAACAGCUUCUAUGAAGAAUAUCUGUCCCUAAUCCAGCAGCUACUGUAUGUUUCUGACCUGGAGCAGGUGGCUAUUUAUACAAGCUGCAAAGCAAAGCUAAGGGCCGCUUACAAAGCUAGGAGAGCCCCCAACAUAAGCGGGUUGGGUGUCAAAGGCCUCAACAUUGAUGUGUUGGGGAUUUUCCUACGCAACGCAAUGCCAAUUAUUUCUAUAAGUCUCGAUCCUUCUCUAACAAGCACAUACGACCACAGGGUGUGGAGAACAGGGCUUCCCGUCCGCUCAGCCGUACUUAAGCCACACGCCGGCCGGUUAGUAGUUGGGUGGGUGACCACCAGCGAAUCCCGGCUGUUUCCAUCCAUCACUGCGAACAAGGAGAGUGCAGUGAAGUUGACUGCUAAACAAAACAUGCUUGCUCUUUCCUUUGGAUUUCCCUUGAUUAUAUCUAUCUUCGGAGUGAUAUCACCACCUGUUGUUAUAUACCUUCACAUUCUCCUCGAGUAUCACUAUCCGCCCGAAUCUCCACAAGCCUCCAAGUAUCCCAUAAAUCCGGAAAUCCUGUGA
Aspergillus clavatus NRRL 1 is the source of this 591-nucleotide messenger RNA. The record is from RefSeq and is a predicted model, not a curated record. NCBI's taxonomy places the organism in Eukaryota, Fungi, Ascomycota, Eurotiomycetes, Eurotiales, Aspergillaceae.